AUGGCUGCCUCAACCUCAACCUCCGCCUACCCCCACCCGCCUGAGCCCAUGGUGCGAACAGCGUCGGCAGAGGGCACCGUCCUCCUCCGCCAUCCGACCGCAGAUUUGCAGUCGCUGCAGGGAGCAUACGUCCAGAAUGUCGAGCGGCUGGAGCAGAGCGCUGAGAGGCUCAGCAUGGGCUCAGACAUUGCCGAAGAAAUUCGAAAGAUGCACUUAGAACAGAAGCUGGCUGAGAGCAGGCGGGGCUCUAUGCGGUCAGCAACAGUCGACGAGCAAAGAACUAUGCCGUUGACUCGAUCACGCAACACUUCGACCAGCUCGUACUUCAACUCGAUUGUGGACGUCAACAGCGCUGCCAGGUGUGGGGGUUACUCGCCGGGCGGCUAUGUAACCUCUCCAAUCGGCUCCGUCAGAUCAGGUUCUUGGUCUCAAUCCAAUCCCUCGCUAUACGGACAACGCUCGGCCUCGAAGAGUUCAAGACUGGGGCAUGUUACCCAGUUGGAGGACGGGCAAGGCGGGCAGGAUGCAACUGCAGGAGACAGUUCCAUACCUGUGUCAGCGCCCCGGCAACCUCGAGACUCGUCCUCAUUUUCCGCACAAUACGACCGAAUCGCGCAAGAGAUGGAACAAGAGUUGCAAUCGAUGCCGGCGAACCAAAUCCAGCAGAACGGCUCUGCGAGGAGCAGCAAGCGGAACUCGAGGGAACUACCUGCUGAUAUCCCAGACCGGCCUCCGACCGCCGCAUCCACUGAUACGUACCAGCAAGCGCGGACACUCUUCCACGACUUUGACGGUGUACACUAUGCCCCAACAAUUAAUGAAACCAUAGAAGAAGGCUCGAGCGGUGAGCACAGUCGUCAUACCAGUCAUUCAUCCGUACUUUCCAUGCUGCGCCAGCUACCUCAGCCGCAAAACGGCACCGAGCCUCCCCCUGGCGAAAACAUGGUCUUCUAUCCAGCGCCUGUGCCUCGAAUGCUCAACCUGCCCAAGCGACUGUCAAAGGUGCCGGACACCUCAAUUCAAGCGAAGCGCCGCACACAAAUGUUAGAUUCCCUGCCAGCGGAGGCCAGAAAAUCUGCCAUCUGGCUUGGGGACGAGCAACGUAACAGUUAUGAUUCCGUUGACAACACCGUCAACAAGAGGAGCCCGCGAAAGAGUGUCGGAAACUUCGCUAGUCUGCCUCCUCAGCUAAGAGCAAGCAUGUUCUUCGAUGCCCAAGGCGUCUCCCAAGAUGUCGAAGUCAAAGGUGAAUCCGCUGAAGCGACGCUCGACAGCAUCCUCGAAGCCUCCGCGCACGCUCCAGUCAGCGCAUUUACCGAUCACCCAUUCGCGGGUCACGUGGGCGAUGAAGUCUACGGGAGAGCGCAGGCUAGGAGGAGCACGGUGUCGAUCAUGCCCACCAGCAAACCUGAGAAUAGAAAGAGUCGGAACUCUUUCAGCCUGUUGCUUGGCCGGCGCUCUAACUCCUCCUCGGAUCAGCUCAACAAGCUCCAGAAGCACAACAGUAGUCGCCUCAGUGUCGGUACGCAGUUGGACGACCAUGCCACUCCAAACCACCACAUGGAUGGAGUUAGCGAGAACACUCCCCUUCAACAAUCCACCGACGCCGAUGACGAAGCGCGGCCUGCAGAUUAUCGCAACUACCCAGACGAGGACGGAGAUGGCCACCGCGACGACCGCUCCUUGCACUCCGACGAUGACCUGGUCGGAGGCCAUGUCCCUGAUCACGCCCCUGAUGACGACGACCACUAUGUCGACAAUGAGCCUGAGCCCGAACCCGAAUCCGCACCCUUUCACGGACCUCCCACAACGCUACUGGCGGAGCUUCAACUCCGCAAAGCCGCCCAGAAGCUCCGCAACCGCACAGCCGCCAACGCCUUUCCAAACGGCAUGCACAGCACCCUGCUCGAGCUCGACGCCGUCGCCCAGAUAGAGAAGAAGCGGCGCGAUAAGCACCACGUAACACUAGCCUGGGAAGACCCCGCCACCAAACACGAGGAACGCGACAGCGACGACGAGGACGUGCCGCUGGGUAUGCUCUUCCCAAGCCGCGACGGCCUGAUUAACAAGAAGGGCGUCCCAACGCAAGCGAACGGCAUGCGCGACUGGGACCGGCCGCUCGGCCUCAUCGAAAGGCGCGAGCUCGAAGACAACGAACCCCUCUCCUCCCGCCGCAACCGUCUGCGCGGUGUCGACCCCAACGCCAUCCGCCGCGAUCCUUCCCCCGCCAAACGCCCCAUGGACGCCCCCCUCGCGCCGCCACGAAGCCCAGACCUCCACCUCGCAGGCCAACCAGACGCGCCCAAGGAAGCGGACGACGAGGAAGAAACUCUGGCGCAGCGCAAACAGCGGCUCAAGGAAAAAGAGCACCUCGACGAAGCCAUCUCAAGCGUCAAACCCAAGUCCGUGAGCGGCGACUUCGCCUCCGAGAUGCUGAGCCGACUGGGUGUGCCCAAGAAGACGCCCUCCCCUUCCCCCUUACCCUCGCCCAAAGCCCCCGUGAACGAGGAAGAAGAGACGCUCGGCCAGCGCCGCGCCCGCCUCCGCGCCGAGGCCGUUGCAAACGGCAUGGGCAUGGAGCGGAAGAUUAGCGGCGGGAGUGCCGGCGCCGCAAACACCAACACUAACAACAACCUCGCCGUCCCCUCUACCUCACGGCCCGCCCUAAGGCCCUCGCGCAGCAUGGCAGACCUCCUUCUUAGUAACCCGAUCGGCGCGAACGCGGCGCGGAAAGUUUCGAGCGAGGCGCUCACGGCGGCGCUGACGCCGGGGACACUGCUCCACCAGAGCGAGCAGACGCAGGCGAAGCAUCGGGCCCAGAUCUACGACACGAAUAAGCGGAGCUCGAGUUAUGGGCUCGACAAGCCGCUGGUGGAUGUGCAGGGGCCGAGUGGGCCGCAAAACACAAGCACAGGUUUCAAAGGAGGAGCGUACAACUCGGGGACUGGUGGCGCUGGCGUAUCGCCGGGGCUGGGGUUGGGUGCGGGUGUGCCAAAUUGCUUCCCUGUCUCUGCGCCUGUGACUGGGAUGUACGCGAACGGCAACCAGAGCGGCUACUUCGGAGCCAUGGCCCCGAACCCGAUGAACACCGGCGCCAGUACGGCCUUCCCGCAAGCCUCUGGAUUCGGCUAUCCAGCCAUGGCCGGCCAGCAGAUGGGCAUGAACCCGUUCAUGUAUCCGCAGCAGUUACAGAUGCAGCAGAUGCAGCAAAUGAUGGGCGGGAUGGGGUAUCCGCCGCAGAUGGCGAUGCAGAUGCGGAUGGCGCAGCAACAGCAGCAGCAGCAUAUGCAGCAGAUGCAGAUGCAGAUGCAGCAGAUGGGGAUGAUGCAGACGGGGAUGGUGCAGGAGCAACCGAUGGACUCGGGGCAGAGGGAUCUGAUUGAUCGGUGGAGGAUGAGUGUUAUGCCGUGA
Coniosporium apollinis CBS 100218 is the source of this 3411-nucleotide messenger RNA. RefSeq lists its product as uncharacterized. Lineage: Eukaryota; Fungi; Ascomycota; Dothideomycetes. The transcript has a single exon. The record is from RefSeq and is a predicted model, not a curated record. Bases 1 to 3411 code for a protein of 1136 amino acids.